AAUGGCUACGACAAUGAUGUACCAAACAGAGUGAAUGCGGACAAUUCACAAGCUGCUCCAGGAAAGAAAGUCCCACCCCCUGUAAAACCCAAACCGAAACGUCCCAACUCUACCAUACAAGACCAAGUGAAUGAAAAGGUACUGGUCAAAUAUUUUGAGUCCUAUGCAUUUUAAUUUUUUUUCACGCUUUAGUUUUCAUAUAUUCUCUGAAAUUGUUUGCCAUUGAAAACAUAGAUUUUGUUGAUUUGAGUUUGUUCAGGGUCGUGGCUAAAGGGGAUGGACUAGAGGCAGGUUUUCAAGAUGGCCGCCAGUUUUUAAGAUCAUUAAAACGUAAAAGAAUCAACCAGCCACUUGCAACAAUACUAAACCUUACUGUUACCCCACACCUAACCCCCACACUUAACCCCCACACUAACCCUAAUACUAACCUUGCCCCACACCUUCCCCUAAUCCUGACCCCCACACUAACCCUUAUACUAACCUUACCCACACCUUACCGCUAUCCUAACCCCCACACUAACCCUAAUACUAACCUUACCCCACACCUUACCCCUAAUCCUAACCCCCACACUAACCCUAAUACUAACCUUACCCCACACCUUCCCCUAAUCCUAACCCCCCACACUAACCCUUAUACUAACCUUACCUCACACCUUACCCCUAAUCCUAAUCCCCACACUAACCCUAAUACUAACGCAAGCUCUUAUUUCAAUUUUGGAAGCAUCUCGUAACUACCUCUCGUCCAUCCCUUUUAGACAUUACCGUUCGUUCAUGUCUUACAACGCUGUUUCAAAUUUAUUAUUACUAUUUAUUAUAUUUAAAAAUGUAUUACUGUAUAUUUGAUGCUAUUUCCUUGAAACAACCUUUUUUAACAUGUAUGUAUUCUCAAACCCUUCUAGCCUGCAGUUCAACAACAAAGCUAUAAGCCAGUACCAGCUCCUAGGCGAAGUCUCAGUACUGGUGGAACAUUAGAUCGUAUCAAACGAUCUGACGAGGAGACUGUAUCGGUCCAGUUAUUACGCGGUCAGCAAGGUUAUGGAUUUAGUUUACGAGGUGGUCAAGACCUUGGAAUGCCGUUGUUUAUUUUAAGAAUGGCUGAUGGUGGGACUGCACAUAGAGAUGGAAGAUUAAUGGUAAGAUUUACCGAGUUGUUUGUGAUGUUACUCUGAGUGUAUAUGAGCUUGAAAAAUAUGCCCGGCCACGGUGGGAAUCGAACCUUCGACCUUUGGAAUACUAGGCCCAAUGCUCUGCCAACUGAGCACGCGGUCAGGUCAGUUCGAGUAAGUGAUAUUUCGGAACAGAAUCUAGUUCCUUCGAUACCAAUGUAAUCUAGUAGUAUAGUUGGUGUUGUGUACUCAGGUGGAUAUGAUGUUUGUGAUGUUACUCUGAGUGUAUAUCCACACCGGGCGAGCUUGAAAUACAUGAGUACACAACACCUGAGUACACAACGCCAACACAGAAAAAAUCAUAUUUACCGAGUGUUUCAUCACAGUGGUUUAAUAGCAAAUGUCAAGUUAGUUUAGUUAAAGUUUUAAACUCCUGUAUAAAUAACGCCGCAGAAAAUUUUGUAUAAUUACAGCUUGUACAAUACUAGCAUUUUGUUCGAAUUUUUGUGACCGGAGCUAUACCUUAAUUUACACACAUGCGUAUUAGACAGUAACUUUGAGCCUUAUGGCGAGCAGAAAGUUUAUAUAUUUUAGUUUAUGUUUUGUUGGGUUUUUAACGGUAAAUAAAUUCAUCUUUUUUAUGAAAGUGAGUUUUUAAAGAGCCUAGCUAGAAUCAUACCGUAAGACUUUCAACAUCUCACUAAAAUAUUGUUUGUUUCGUUAAGGUUGGUGAUGAGUUGAUUGAAAUCAAUGGUCAGUCGACGUCCAAUAUGAACCACAGUGAUGCUAUAGAUGCCAUAAAACGAGGAGGAAAUUCUCUCAACGUUAUUGUUCGUCGAUCUAGCAAACAAGCAUAUAUGAGUAAGUAUAACAAGUAAAGCGUCUUGCCGAUGUAGGUAGUGCCAAUCAAAUGAACAAGCUUUCGUUGCUAGGGAUGCAACUACCUGAAAAAUAUGAGGAGAAUUUCGUCUGGAGUUACUAUAAGUUACAAAGGGCCUUCGCCAGGGCCGCCGAGAGGUUGGCGGGGGCCCGGGGCAAAUUAUUUUUUAGGGGCCCCUAUCUAAAAAAUUUUUGCGGAAAAAAUUUUUUCGGAGAACAACCUCCCUCUCCCCCUGCCGGUGACAACUUUUUAGGUAAAAAAUUUUUCCGGACGAAUACGUUGCAAUUGCUUGCCAGGGACUUUAUCUCAUUUUUUCAUGCCAAAUUUCGGUACUUAGCAAAAAAAACCCAGAUAUCUUGUCCUUUGUGCGGAAAUAUUUCACACACAAAAAAGACUGGGGCCCAACAAAAAAUUUUCAGGGGCCCCCAACACCUCGGGGCCCGGGGCAAUUUGUCCCCCCCCAUCUGGUGUACGAAAAUGACUGCUGAUGCCAAUUCGUCAGUUUAUGGCGAACUUUGAAAUCUUUACAUGUUCUUAUCUGAGCUAUACCUGUACAUACGCCAGGUUAAGAAUCAUCUACAACUAGUUGGUAUCGUGUAGAUGGAGUUUUGAGCGGUAAGGGGCCUUAAAAUUCAUUACCCUUUUAGUUGUAAUGCGCGCCAUAAUUUAUUAUUUAACUCUGUCUAAUGCCAGACGAUUUUACUCGUCAAGGGAAGAAUGCUGCCAUGCACUCAGUGGGUUAAGAAUUAAGAUAAUGUUCUUUUUUAUGCCAAGAACUCCUUCUGACAUUAAAUUCUCUUAAUUAGCAAACACAUUACCAAAUGGCGGACACAAUUCUGGA
Paramuricea clavata is the source of this 2827-nucleotide messenger RNA. The record is from the annotation of a GenBank genome assembly. NCBI's taxonomy places the organism in Eukaryota, Metazoa, Cnidaria, Anthozoa, Malacalcyonacea, Plexauridae.